This is a messenger RNA of Patella vulgata (common limpet), 10239 nucleotides long. RefSeq names its product potassium channel subfamily T member 2. Gene Ontology annotation, biological process: potassium ion transport. NCBI's taxonomy places the organism in Eukaryota, Metazoa, Mollusca, Gastropoda, Patellidae. Bases 1587 to 5333 code for a protein of 1248 amino acids. The record is from RefSeq and is a predicted model, not a curated record. Gene Ontology annotation, molecular function: intracellular sodium-activated potassium channel activity. Gene Ontology annotation, cellular component: membrane. The transcript is spliced from 31 exons.
CUAAAACCCAAAUUAUAAAUUGGAGUAGUCCCCCUUGAAUUACUAAAACAAUAAACGAAAGUUUGCCCGGUUUAUUUCAACAAUGCCAAGUCUGGUCGUGAAAAGGUUGAGAAACAGUCGCGCCUUAUAGUUUGUCAAGAAAGAAUACUCAAGUUUCACACACCAGAGAAUUACUAAGCUGUGUCUUGAUACACCAACCAAAAGGAUGAUAAGAUAGAAUGCUGGUAAAAUGAAAUAAGCAGACAACAAGAGGCUAUAGCAACAGACUUCAGAUGUGAAAGACCAAAGUAAACAUUGGUAAAGAUAGGAAUAACAAAAUAAAGGAUGAAACUCAAAAGAAUUUAACAGAUUUACCUUAGUAGUAGCAUAGUUUUAGUUAAAGAUGCAUCUGGUUGUUUUAUAUAAUCUUUUAGAUUUCAAUCUGUACUAAAGACUCCAAGGAUUUUACGGGUUUUAGAUUAGAAAAUAGUUUUUAGUGCUGCAGAACUACUUCAUAAUGAAGUAAGAUUCUUUGAUGAUCGGAAAAAUUAGCGAAAGUACCAUGGAAACAGCUGAGUAGAAUAUUUUAAUUAGAAAGUUUAAGCACUUACAUCUAAGAGGUGUAAAGAAAUUCCCAAAAUUAACCUAUUACAGGAGUGUAUGAAAAUAAACCUAAAGCAGAAGUGGAAAAUUGAUGAAAUAACCGUGGCUUCAAUUGAAAAUUAAAUUUUGCAAAUGAUCUGCUGGUAAUCUGGAAAAUGCAAAUCGUGAAGAGCAUAAUGAAAGUUUUUAAGGAUUAGUAAUUACUAUGUAAUUGUAUAUAUUGCAUCUUUCUUUUCUUGGAUGAAGAAAUCAACAGCGAUUUUACAUGUUUAUCUUAAAGACUAACAAGAAGAAUGACAGGAACAAGUUGAUGUAUAACAGAAAUUGUACAAACUUGAAGGAAAUGUAAUAAUACAUUAAAAACGGUGAUACUAAGAAAUACUCAAAUAGUUCAAAGUUUUUAACCAUUUUGUGUUGUGGUAUUGAUGUUGAAGAGCAAUUGAAAUAUAUUAAUAAAAAUAUGUUUGAUUUAAAACUCAACUUAAAAAAGAAAGUUUACAUCAACAAAUGAGGAAGUACAACAGAAAUCAGUAUUUUAAUGUCAAUAUUUUAAAAUUAGAUUUCAAGUAUUGAAUUUUUAAACCUUUCAAGAAAUGUUUUUUAUUUAACCAAGAUACAAGGAAAGUGCACAAAAACCAAGACUUACAAAAUAGAUAUCGUGAUUUUAUUCGAUUGUAAACUUUUUUGGAUUUUAUAGUUUUUAUUGUAAAAACUGAUUAACCAUAUACAUAAUAUUGAACACCAGGAAGUUAAUUUUAUUCAUCCAAGAAAGAUUUUUUUUUAAUUUAAAAUUUUUAAACCAAAGAUCUCAAAUUGUGUUUCCAAGAGGCAGAACUGAAUUUUUAUGUACAAUUUUAAAAAGUUUUGUUUUAAAUAUAACUUAAGGAAUUUUACCAACAGCGAUCGGUGUUACCAAGAGGAACUCUCAUUUUAUUCCAUUAAAAUAUCUAAAAAUACAUUUUAUCACACUGAAAACUUGGUGACAAUAAAGUUGGAAUUCCAAAAUGUCUGUUUAUCGUCGUUCUAUUCCCGUCUGUGCUCAGUUUGAUCUGGGAGCAUUAGAUAACGACUCAGAUGAUGAACAAGAUGAUACCAACGAUUUAAGUUCAAUACCAGUUAAAUUCAAUACUCAAGAUGUAUCCAUCCGAGGUCGUUUACGACGCCUCCUUAUACGAAACUCACACUCUAGAUUAGCUAGUACGUUUUUUGAUCUGAUAGUCAAACUUAUUAUAUGUAUAACAUAUGUUGUUCGUGUUACACUAGAUGAUGCACAAACAUAUGCAUGUAAUGGCGUUCCCUGUGAUAAUGCUAAUUCUAAUGAUAGUAGUGAAGAACAAACAGUCUUUUCAUCUACCAGUAUUAAUUGGUAUGUUGUGUUUUGGGUUGAUAGACCACUGCCUUUAUGGAUUGUGCAAGUUGUUUUAUCAGCCAUUACAUUAUCUAAAGCUCUCUUAUUGGUCUAUAUUUCUACAAAGGGUCACAGAGGAGAACAUAUUCGUACAACUGCAUUUAUUUUAGAGUUGAUUUGCUCCUUACCAAUUCUUGCCACAGUAUGUUAUCCACCCCUGUUACAGAACCUGUUUGUACCAAUAUUUCUCAAUGUUUGGUUAGCAGAGAUAGCUCUAGAGCGAGUAUUUAAUGAUCUUCAUUUAACACGUCAAAGAUUUCAGACCAUGUCAGUUACAUUAUCUCAACAGAUAUUACUGCUGUUAGCCAGUGUUGUUAGUUUAGUUUAUACAACAAUAUGCGGAAUUCAACAUAUACAGCGUGGAAGUGCUGAAGCUAAAUUAUCGAUGUUUGAAUCAUUUUAUUUUGUAAUCGUAACAUUCUCAACCGUGGGUUAUGGAGACAUAUCCCCUGAUAUAUGGAUUGGUCAACUCUUUAUGAUUAUUAUGAUUUGUGUGGCGCUUAUAUUUAUACCUAGACAGUUAGAAGUGAUAGCAUCAACAUGGAUUGAGAGACAGAAAGCAGGUGGAGAGUACAGUAAACGAACAGCAGCUGGUAACAAACAUGUUGUCGUCUGCUCAAGUAACCUAGCAACUGAAGCUGUUAUGGAUUUUCUCAGUGAAUUUUAUGCUCAUCCAAAACUUGAGGGCCGACCAGCUUACAAGCCUUGGCGUCAGGACCAUCUUGUCAUAUUACUGAGUUCCCAUGAAUUGGAUAACAGUAUGCAGGUCAUUUUGAAGGAUCCAAAAUGGACCCACAGAGUGAUUUAUAUGAGAGGUUCUUCACUCAAAGAUCUUGAUUUAAAGCGAUGCCGAAUACAUGAAGCUGAUGCCUGUUUUUUCUUGGCACCAAGAAAUGUUGUAGAUAAAUACAGUGCUGAUCAACAUACUAUCUUGCGGUCAUGGGCUGUAAAAGAUUUUGCCCCACAUUGUAAACAGUAUAUUCAGUUAUUUAAAGCACAAAACAAGAUGCAUGUUAAAUUUGCAGAACAUGUGGUAUGUGAAGAUGAGUUUAAAUUUGCGCUGUUAGCUAAUAAUUGUUUAUAUCCUGGAUUAUCUACCCUUGUUUCCCUCCUUGUUCACACAUCAGGAGGACAAGAAGCUGAGCUGGCAACAGAACAGUGGCAGCAACUGUAUGGUCGGCAUUCGGGUAAUGAGAUAUAUCAUAUUCAGUUGAUAAAGAGUUCGUUCUUUAGUCGUUACGAGGGCAAGAAAUUUACAGAGGCAUCUUCUGAUGCUCAUCAAAGAUUUGGUGUAGCAUUGAUGGCUAUUUUAGAUACCCAGAUACCUGAACCACGUCUACAGUUAAACCCAGGACCAAAUUAUAUCAUGAAAGGUUCAGAUUAUUGUUUCUAUAUGUCUGUUACUAAAGAAGAAUACUCAGAAAUCAGUCCUGAAGCCUUACAAGAUGACAUUGGCAAAAAUGCUCGGCAAUCAAAAACAUUAGAAGAAGAGAAUGAGAUAAACUACUUAUUAAAACGUAAUAAAUCUAACGAACAAAUAGCCCUAGUUCUUCAGAAAUAUCAGAAUGAAAGUGAAGAUGAUGGGGAUGAAGAAGAAAGUGUCUUUGACACAAUUACCAGCAUGGUCGGUCAAGAAAUCACAAAAAUUAUUCAUGGAAAAGAAAAAGAAAAGGAUACCAAUGAAAAUGAUGGAGAUAACAACAGCAACUAUUUCGAUUAUCUAAAACCAGACAAAAUGGCUAAGAAAAUGAAAGAUGGCAACAUAAUGGAAAAGGAAGCAGAUGGAUUGAGUCAUAGAAAUGGAACAGGGAAUAUUUUACAGUUUUAUAAUGAUAUGGGUCAUGAAAUGAUUAUGACCGGACCACCACCAACUACAAUGUAUCUAGGAUCACGGAGAACAAACUGUCAUAUCAUGAAAACACCUCGUUUAUUCUGUUGUUUAGAAUGGGGAAAGCAUUGUGAACAUUGUACAUAUAAAAAUGCUAAUGAUGAUCGUUGGACAAGACAACUAAUUAUAUUAUCUGUAGAAUAUGCUAGCUGUGGUAUAUACAACUUUAUAGUACCUCUACGAUCUAACUUUAUUAGUAAAUACUGUCUGAGUCCUAUUAUAUUACUACUAGAAGAAGAUCCAGAUAAGAUAUUUUUAGAGACUAUUGCACAGUUUCCACUAGUUUAUUGGAUGAAAGGAAAAAUAUCAAGUGUUGAUGAUUUACUACGAGGUGGUAUUAACAAAGCCAGCCAUCUGGUGGUGGUAAAUAAAGAAAAACAUCAAAAACAAGGGGAAGAAACUCUAUCUGACUCAGAAACAAUUGUAGCUGUUCAAACUAUCUUUAGGUUAUUUCCUAAUGCUAAUAUUAUAACAGAAUUAAGUCAGGCAUCUAAUUUACGUUUCAUGCAGUUCAGUGCUCAUGAUGAAUAUUCACAAAAAAUAUCACUUUUAGAACAGAAAUUAAAACAAGAAACACCAUCAAAUCUGAGUUAUAUGUUUCGUCUGCCAUUUGCUGCAGGACAGGUUUUUAGUGCUAGUAUGUUGGAUACCCUGCUAUAUCAGACAUUUGUUAAAGGCUAUUUAAUAACAUUUGUACGUCUACUACUUGGUAUAGAUGCAGAGCAAAAUUCAGGUCAUUUAUCAAGUAUUCGUGUUAAAAGAGCCACAUUAAAACUUUAUCCUACAUAUGGUGAACUAUAUCAAGGACUGUGUACAGCCACAGGGGAAGUCCCUAUUGCUAUUUAUAGAACCGAAAAACAGGGUUUAGAAAGUAGUGAACCAACACCACCACCACCAAAAAAGGAUUUUGGUCUGAAACGAGAAACAACAUUCCAUGCCAGAAAUCCCUUUAUAAGUUUCCAGAACUCUGAUCAGUGUGAUUUAGCUGAUUUGAUUCGCAACAGACUUAAGAGUCUGGAUAUUAGAGAUGACGAUUAUUGUGAAUUGAAGAAACGACCAAAUGCUCUAUCAUACGUCAUCCUUAAUCCUUCCCCCAAACGUAAACUAAAGCUAGGAGAUAUAGUGCAUGUGCUACAACCAUACACUAUGCAGGCUUUUCCAAGUAAUGCUAAACAACCGUGGCGACCCAGAUCAAAUAGUGUUAAUGUCUUACUUCCACGACAUCUUGACAAACGAAAGGGAUCCCUGCCUGACCUCACUGAUAAAGAGAAAGCCCAAGAUUCCACCACAGAAAAAGAGGAUCCUAGACCACAUACGGCUACAGUUAAUGUAGAAGUGAGUAAGUCUACACCAGCUGAAGGCAUUCAACGCAAGCCGUCACGAUUUACUGUAGAAAGAAAGCCUGAGUCCGCCCUUGAUACUCCGACCAUUGUUGUAAAUGGAACGGAAUGUUGAAGAAAUAUUAAUUUACUUGGAAUUGUGAAUAGAACUGGUAAAAGUCAACCUCAGAGUAAAACUCAAAAGCAAGUUGUCCAGAACUACUAUAGACUGAAAAUCACUCAGCCCAAAACUUAACAGUGUUUGGGAAAAGCUUUAGUUUGGAUAAUUUGUGACAGUCUGAGAAUAAACAUAAAGAUAAUCGAAAGCUCUAUCUCAGCUGUAGAUCUUCUACCUACAAUGGGGAAAACACCAAAUUACUUAAAGAUGAUUCGCAUGCAAAAGUACAUAUUGGUUGUACGGGUACAUGAAUUAUGAACUGAAUCACAUAGAAUGGAACCUUUUGUUUGUGUAGAAAAUUCUAUCUACUCACGCAGUCAAGCAUUUAAAGGAUAUCAAGGGCUAGUUAAAAUGGAAGAUAUUCGUUUGUUACAUAAAGUAAAAAAAUUGAGUAGAUUUUCUGCUAGUGUUGUGUGAGUCAAUGUUUAGCAAUUACACAAAUAACAGAAGAUUUCUCAGUCAACAAAGAUAGAGCUUAACAGUCUUACUACGAUAUUGUUGUCUCUCAAUUUUAGUCACAGGAGGUGAAUGUUAACGUUAUAGUGGGGGAUUGGAGAGGGUUAUGAUUUUAAAAGUGUAUUAAAUCAAGUACCUUCUCAAAAUCUUCCAUCUUGUUUAAUCAGCGACCAUUUUAACAAAUGUGGUAGUUGAGUAUUUUAUUAAACAACGGAUGGCAUCGAGGGUUGAUUAUGGUCUUGUCAUGUUGACAAAUGUCUAAUUAAUAAUUUAUAAAACAUUAAAGGCUCUACUAUAACUUCAGCUAGUAUAUGGCUCCUGGUUUCUGGGAAUAGCCUGGCCUAGUAUACUUAAUUUUUAAGGAUUUAAGGUUUCGUUAAGGGGGAAGACAGAAUCUUCUGAUAGAAAAAUCCUACAAACAUAAAGCAUAUAAAUGCCAACAUGUAUUUAAGAUUUUGUAAAAACUAUGGGUUUUAUUUGUUAUUUAAUAACUUUAUGUGAUAAUAUAUGAUUUGUUGCUCAUGUUCCCUACAAAAAUUAAAGUGAUGAAGAAAGAAUUAUUUAACUUUUCAUAAAUUGGAAUUAUUGGUACAAACUUUAUUAAAGAUGCCUUAGAUCAAAUCAGUAUAUAUUAUGAUGGAAUUUAAUGUAUUUGAAUGUGCCUUACUGAGGUAUGAUCAGUUUAAAUGCUAUUGAAUAAAAAUAUUUAAAUGUCUAGAGCGGGGCUUGAAUUCUGAAUGUAACCAGUCUAUGAAUUUAUUGAAAAUUUUUUAGAAAGGACUGAUUUGAAAUUUAAUCUGUCCAUAUAUAUAUAUUUUUGGCAACGGUUCAGUUUAUAAGCCUAGUUUCAAAUACUGUCUUGUAAAAUUUAAGGAAAGGUAAAUUUGUCCCAAAAAUAUUUUCAUUGCAAGUCAGUCUGGAUUUAUUGACCAGAUUGAAUGGUGAACUCUAGAUUACAAACAGAGCCAGCUUUAAGACCCCCAUGCAAAGCAAUGGCCCAUACUUGCCAAUCUGAACCUUCAUUUUUAUACGCCCACAUUUUCAUGUGGACGUAUAUUGUCGUCGCCCCUGUCUGGACAUCCGUCCAAUAUUUGUUUGUGGACACUCUUAGAGUCACAAUUUUUAUCCGAUUUUGAUGAAACUUAAAAUAUAGGUCUAGGUUCCUUUUGAUAUUGGCAUAUGUCAGACGCUAAUUUCACGGAUUAUGGCCCCUGAUUGUUGAAAAAUCACGCUUUUAGCUUGUGGGCACUCUAGAGGUCACAAUUUUCGACUGAUUUUGAUGAACUUGAAAUGCAUGUUUAUAACCCAAAGAUCUUGGUUCCUUUCGAUAUUUGCGCAUAUUGGAUCAUAACUUCCUGAAUUAUGAAAUGCAUGUUUAUAACCCAAAGAUCUUGGUUCCUUUCGAUAUUUGCGCAUAUUGGAUCAUAACUUCCUGAAUUAUGGCCCCUGAUUGUACGAAAAAUCACGUUUGAAAUGCAUGUUUAUAACCCAAAGAUCUUGGUUCCUUUCGAUAUUUGCGCAUAUUGGAUCAUAACUUCCUGAAUUAUGGCCCCUGAUUGUACGAAAAAUCACGUUUUUAGCUUGUGGUUCCUCUAGAGGUCACAAUUAUUAUCCGAUUUAAAAAAACGUUUGUAUAUAUCACCGUUUCACUGAAAUAAUUCUUGAGUUCAAAAUUUGUGAAAAUCGGACUAAAACUGACGGAAAAAUGUCCACUACUUGUACGCAAAUAGUGUAAAAAUAUAGUAUAUCAAGGUUGUGGAUCACUUGAAAUACAUGUUUAUAACCCCAAGAUCUUGGUUCUUUUCAAAUUUCGCGCAUAUUGGAUUGUAACUUCCUGAAUUAUGACCCUUGAUUGUACAAAAAAUCAUGUUUUUAGCUUGUGGUCACUCUAGAGUUAACAAUUUUUAUCCGAUUUAAAACGUUUGAAUAUAUCACCGUUACACCCUAAUGAUGGCUGAUGUUAUCAAGGUUGUGGACUCUCUAGAAGUCACAAUGUUGAUCUGAUUUUGAUGAAACUUGAAAAAUAUAUCUUUAUAACCCAAAGAUCAUGGUUCCUGUCGAUAUUUGCGCAUAUCGGAUCGUAACUUCCUGAAUUAUGGCCCUUGAUGUUACGAAAAAUCUCUUUUUGUUUAGCUUGUUCUCUUUCCAUCUCUUCCAAAAUGUGGGCUUAUCCUGCCUGGCAGCCACUGGUUAUUUUCUAAAUUGAAUCUUGGGUUCGCUAAAAUCCUGGGGUCAGUGUGCCCAUGCGAUAAGACGAUAAGACGGUCCUGAUUUCGAGAUGUGCUCAGAUGUUUACUACGUUCAUGGGGAGACCUCGACACCUGCCCAGUGUGCCCAUGCGAUAAGAUGGUCAUGAUUUCUAGAUCUGCUCAGAUGUUUACUAUGUACACAACUGAAAUAAUAUUAGGAGCUAAAUUGACCUCUUUAUAGGAGUUAUAAAUUAAAUCUGUGCCUUAUUUGCGUUUAUUUGUUAUUUAUAUAAACAGUGUAUAUUAUUGUUAUCUUGAGGUUGUAAAUAUAUCUUCAUUAUUACUCUUUCAUCCCAGGGUUCAUACGUUUAAUGGCUUUCAUUUAAUUAUUGUUGUUGUUGAGGGUAUAUAUUGGGAUAUUUUUCAUUAUUUAAAGCCAUUUACAUCGCCCCCUUUUAUGUCUUCAAAAUAAUCAUUUAUUGGUGUAUGGCGAUUAUUGCUGUGAUCUAUAUUUUUGCUCAUAGUUAUAGCUAUUGUGGCUGCACAUCAUCCAACCAUCAUAAGAGGCUAAUGAUGGUUACCUAUACAUGUAGUAAGGAGAACAGUUGAAUGUUAACAGCAUGCAUUUACUUGCCAGUUACUGAUAAGCCCCUAAGCAUUUAUAUCCUUAUUUUGUUAAAAUUUUAUGUUUUUGUAAAAAAAAAAAAUGAUCUGGCCACAAAUCUGACAUAUUUUUGCUAAAUGAAUUUGUAAAGUUUGAUUACAAGUGUGUUGUAUGUUGACAUUUCUAGUCUGUGUUACAUGCUGCCUCAUCCAUCAUAUAAAUUUUACUCAAAUUUUGCAUAUAACAAAAAACAUUGAGUAGGUUUUCAGUUUUCAAUACCACAGAGAAAACAGUUUAUGAAUACUCAUGUAGUUUAUUUCAUCUUAUCUACAUGUAUUUAUUUUGUUAAUAAUCAUAUUAUUUAAAUCCGUGAGAAUCUCAUAUUAAUGUACAAAUGUAUCUAAAACCUUUCAGCUGUAUUUCUGUUGAUGUUUAUUAAAGGGGAAGUCCCAGUUUAUGAUAUCAGCGACCUGAUAAAUAUAUGAUAUCUUUUGUAAAAAAUUUCCAAGGGUUAAUUAAAACAUAGCAAUCUGCAAAUUUUAUUCCACACAGGACAACAUAAAAAUGAUGUCACUGUGCAUUUGUCUUAAGUAACAAACAAUUUUGGACAUGGACAAGGCAAUUGCAUAUUCUAGUAGUGACAUGAUGUGACAUUGAAAUAUAUCUGGGAUUUCUCCUUUAAGAAUAUAUUGAACAAAAUUUUUUUAGAUCUUCCAUUACAUGUAUUUAUAAUGUAACAUAAAUUGGAUGGUGCUACAAGAGGUUCAUGUAUAAAGGCACCAACUCUUAAUUUACAUGGGCCUAAAACCUAGUAAUACUAAUUAUCUGGGAUAUUGCCCUCAGUGGAAUUUUGGCUUUGUAAGGUUGUUUUCCAGUUUUCCUAGGGAGAAAGGGAGAUUUUUAAUUAUUUUUAUUAAAAAAACAAAACAGAAUGUUAUCCAAAUUAAUCUUUUAAGAAAUUAAAAGAGAUUUUUUCAUGACGAGAUUUUAGAUUCUUCCAGUAAGUAGUGUGUUCAUUCUUAUAUAUUAUAUAUUUAAUAGCUGAAAGUAUUGAAAUGUUAUUAUACGAAAUUCUGGUUAUUUGAAAUCCAGUAAAUACUUAACUGUUUGUUAUAUUUUUGUAUUGGUAUGAUUUGGAAAUAUUAGAGACAUGAAAGUUAUAUAAUUUUGAAAUUGUGUUUUAUUUUUGUGGGGGUCUGUAAUACAAAAGUUGACGGAUUUUUUUAGCCAUUUGUACAAUUGGGGCUCGCAGUGGUCAAGCGGUAUGACAUUUGUUUCUUUCUUUCUUUCGGUUCAAAUCAUAGUGUAGAUCAAGAAGAACCUUCAAGAUUUUUCACACCAGGUUCUGGUAAGGAACAGCAUCUAGUCACUCAAAUGGGACCAAACAAUGAGGUCCAUCCAUGUACACCUUGCUGUGCAUGUAAAGGAUCCCUUAGAAGUUGGACUUCGUGAAAGAGGCGGCGGAAUUGUUAAUUGUUGGGGCAAAAUUGCACACCUAACCACUGAAAUGAAGUAUUGUGUUAAUUAGAUGUUAAACCCCCAUUCCAUUCCAUACACCACAUAUUGAUAGGGUUAAAGGUAUUUGAACUUUCUAACUAAUGCGAAACUGUUAUUG